Molecule: messenger RNA, 2671 nt
Organism: Candoia aspera
Lineage: Eukaryota; Metazoa; Chordata; Lepidosauria; Squamata; Candoiidae
Gene: RLIM
Product: ring finger protein, LIM domain interacting
Exons: 4
Coding region: 183-2006 (607 amino acids)
Biological process (GO): ubiquitin-dependent protein catabolic process; protein ubiquitination; random inactivation of X chromosome
Cellular component (GO): nucleoplasm; cytoplasm
Molecular function (GO): ubiquitin protein ligase activity
Source: RefSeq, a predicted model, not a curated record
AGUUCCUUAGUAACAAUGGAGCAUAAAAUGGCCGCCUGAGAGAGCGAAGCGGAGCCAGGAAGGGACGCAGCAGCCGCCGAGCCAGCCAGGCCGAGGGGACGCGCCGGCGGGCGGAGGAGACGCGAGACGGGACGGAGCGACGCCGCGGCCGCUGGGGCGAAAUAUUUUCUACUUUUAUCAACAUGGAAAGCUCAGAUGCUAAUAAUAAAGGAAAUAUCAAUCAGUCAGAAGCACAGCGCCGGAGUCAGCUGGACCGGUUGGACCGAGAAGAAGCUUUCUAUCACUUUGUAAAUAACCUGAGUGAAGAAGACUACAGGCUAAUGAGAGAUAACAACUUACUAGGCACUCCUGGUGAAAUUACGGAAGAAGAGUUGCUAAGAAGGCUGCAGCAAAUUAAGGAAGGCCCGCCCCAGCAGCACCCUGAGGACAACAGAGGUGCAGAAUCCACAGAAGAUGUAUCUAACGGGGAUUCCAUAAUAGAUUGGCUUAAUUCAGUUCGACAGACCGGGAAUACAACACGAAGUGGGCAGAGAGGCAACCAGUCUUGGAGGGCAGUAAGCCGGACUAAUCCAAACAGCGGGGAUUUCAGAUUUAGUUUGGAAAUAAAUGUCAACCGCAACAACGGGAACCCAAGUACAGAAGCCGAGGGUGAGCCAUCUGUAGAACCCCCCACUGGAGAGGAUCUAGAAAAUAACCGAAGUGACACUGAGACUUCAAGGUCUGCCUCUCCCCCUGCUCUAAGGCAGAGCUCCUCUCCUUCUGUUGCCAGGCAGCCUGACUCAGAGAUGAGUUAUCCUGAAGAACCAAGUGAAGACAUUUCUCUUCAGAGAGGCCAGAGAAGGUCAAGAAGCAGAAGUCCUGAACAGCGGAGGACACGGGCAAGGACUGAUAGAAGUAGAUCCCCCCUUAGUCCAGUGAGUGAAUCUCCUCGCAGGAUACAUCACAGUAUGUCCUCUCAGACACCUGAUCUUCCCUUGGUCGGUGAAGCAGAAGGCAGUUCUAGAACAAGACAGCACAUGGUCAUACGGCAACACGCAGCAGGUUCCGAGAUGCCCACUGAAAAUACUGUCCUCUUUUCAACCUCGGAAGCGAGACCUGUCCCUCAGGCAGCAGGUUCUUCAGAAACAAGUGGCAGCGUGGAACCAGCAGCCCCCGGACAGAGACCCCCGACGAUCGUUCUCGACUUGCAAGUGAGACGGGUUCGUCCAGGAGAAUACAGGCAGAGAGACAGUAUAGCCAACCGAACUCGAUCCAGGUCCCAGACGCCAAACAAUACGGUCACUUACGAAAGUGAGCGAGGAGGGUUUAGACGUACAUUUUCACGCUCGGAAAGGGCAGGUGUGAGAACUUAUGUCAGUACCAUUAGGAUUCCCAUUCGCAGAAUCUUGAACACGGGCCUGAGCGAGACCACUUCGGUUGCCAUUCAGACCAUGCUAAGGCAGAUCAUGACAGGCUUUGGCGAGCUCAGCUACUUCAUGUACAGCGAUAGCGAUGCUGACCCCGGGGGCUCGGCCCCAAGCCCCAACGUGGAAAUGGCGGAGCCCCAGGCCGGAGGCGGCAGCGGAAAUACUCACUUGAGCCACGAAGGCCGCGAGGCCAGGUCGGGAGAGGCGUACGAAGGCGGCCAGGAAGGGGGGCCCGCGGCCGGCCCGAGGCGGGAAGGGCGGAACGCGAGGGGGUCAGUUACUUUUGAAGAAAGCGGCUCUUUGCCGUUCCUUAGCUUGGCCCAGUUUUUCCUGCUUAACGAAGAAGACGAUGACCAGCCAAGAGGGCUCACCAAAGAACAAAUCGACAACCUUGCCAUGAGGAAUUUUGGCGAAAGCGAUGCUCUGAAAACCUGCAGCGUUUGCAUCACCGAGUACACCGAAGGGAAUAAGCUUAGAAAACUACCUUGCUCCCACGAGUAUCACGUGCACUGUAUAGAUCGCUGGCUGUCCGAAAAUUCCACUUGCCCAAUUUGCCGCCGGGCCGUCUUGGCUUCGGCUAACCGGGAGAGCGUAGUCUAAGCCGCUGUGAUGUCCUUUCAGCUGAGUACGUGGUGAGGGAACAAUGGGCAAGAUGCUGCUUGCAACAGCCACUUUUUGUGUGGUGGUUAUAACAUGUAAAACAAAGAAUAGUGUGAUUUCCUCUUAUGAAACGGAAUUUUAAAAAAAAACAAACGCAAGAACAAAACCUUCUCGAUUAGGGUUCCUAAAAUAAUACCAGGUUUGUGCUGUCAAUUAAAAAGAAAAGAGAAAACUCUAUAUUUGCCCAAAGACACUUGGCUGUUGUAUAGUUUCAGUUUUCCAACACAAACCAGGUUCCCAUCCCUCCCGAUCCCAGUGUGUGUAGAAUGCCGGAGACCUCAACUAACUGGAGUCAUUUAGCUGCAUACAGCCCGUGCUUCAUUGUGGAUUAAAGCAAAACCGACUCCGCUACCCUGGCAGAACAGUGAAAUUAAUCCCCUAUGUCUGAUUUUAGCUCCUUCCUUGUAUGGGGUAUUGAACAUGGGAAUGUAAAUAACACUAACGUCAGCCCUUCUCCCCCACUGUACAGCUGUCUGAAGCCCAACUCUAUGGCACGCCAUAGAAUGACCUGAUAGUUUAACGGGGAUAUUUAUCUUGCUGUGGAAAUAUAUUAAUUAAUUGCUUAUGCUUGUUUAAAUAAACACUUUUGUUUUAAAAACAGUAAA